This is a messenger RNA of Paramisgurnus dabryanus, 822 nucleotides long. The record is from RefSeq and is a predicted model, not a curated record. NCBI's taxonomy places the organism in Eukaryota, Metazoa, Chordata, Actinopteri, Cypriniformes, Cobitidae.
AUGUCAUACAAGUUCAGUGGAAACAUCAGAGAGAAAAAAACACAGAGGUGUGAAACUGGAAGUGUGUUUGGUGAUGAAGUGAAGUCAGUGUCAGUGAUGGAGGGAGAUUCUCUUACUCUACACACUGAUAUUACUGAAAUACAGAGAGAUGAUGUGAUCGAGUGGAGUUUUGGACAUCAAGAGAUAUGUAUAUCGGAGGUCAAUAAAGAGGCCAAUAAGAUCUCAGUAUAUGAUGAUGUUCUUGAUGGGAGAUUCAGAGACAGACUGCAGGUGAAUGAUCAGACUGGAGAUCUCAUCAUCACAAACAUCACAACUCAACACACUGGACUUUAUAUAAUAACCAUUAUGAACAGCAGAGUGACCUCACACAGAUUCAGUGUUACUGUCUAUGCUCGUCUGCCCAUUCCUGUCAUCUAUAGCUACUGUCCACAAAACUCUUUAUUAAACACAAAAUGUGUUUUGUUGUGUUCAGUGUUGAAUGUGAGAGAUGUGAGUCUGUCCUGGUACAAAGGAAACAGUUUAUUGUCCAUCAUCAGUGUGUCUGAUCUCAACAUCAGACUCUCUCUACCUCUGGAGGUUGAAUAUCAGGAUACAAACACAUACAGCUGUGUACUCAACAAUACCAUCACAAACCAAACUCAACAUCUCAACAUCAAUCAUCUCUGUCAGACGUGUUCAGGUACAACAGGUCUCAGUACAGAUGAUGUCAUUGUGAUCUUGCGAGUUGUUGCUGCUGUUGCUCCUGGAUUUCUGAUGUCUGUCGCUUCAGCUCUGAUGUUUUGCAUCUACAGCAAACACGCAUCAACAGAUUCAGACCGGUGA